Andrographis paniculata is the source of this 2129-nucleotide messenger RNA. RefSeq lists its product as uncharacterized. Lineage: Eukaryota; Viridiplantae; Streptophyta; Magnoliopsida; Lamiales; Acanthaceae. The record is from RefSeq and is a predicted model, not a curated record. Bases 173 to 1825 code for a protein of 550 amino acids. The transcript has 3 exons.
CAAUGCUGUGGACUGCCUCUCCACUGAUGGAUAUUAAUCAGUCUCUCAUUUUCCCCUCAAACGUCCUCUCGAGAAGAGGAGCUGCUGCAUGACCAAAAUCUUCUCUGGGGAAGAGCUGUAAUUGCUAUCAAGCUCCUUGUUUGAAAGAAAUUCGGAGAAGCAAGCAAGUUAGAUGGAAAUCGAGCAAAGGACAAAGAAAGGUAACGGAAAUUGGCACUCCAACAUGGAUGGGGGAGUAGAGGAUCCUAAAGCUGCAUCAUCUAGUAACUUUAUAAUCGACUUGUGCACUCCACCAAGAUCUCCCAACACUGAUUAUUCAUCCAUAAGGAAAGCUAAAAAGACUAUCGGGCGAUACUUCUACGAAUCAGGAAUUGAUUUUAGUUCUGUUGAUUUGCCUAGCUUCCAUCGUAUGCUCUCCUUGUCUAGCGGACUGGUAAAGUAUGAAUUCCCUACUCGUGAUGAGUUGAAGGGAUGGAUCUUGGAAUCUGCAGUGAAAGAAAUGAAAGAACAGAUCAAGCGGAUCCGAAGUUCGUGGGAUGAAACUGGUUGCAGUGUCUUGCUCGAUGAAUGGACAGACAUCCGGGGAAGAAAUUUGGUAAAUAUUUUAGUCGAAUGUCCUAAGGGGGCUAUUUAUCUUCGAUCGGAUGAUAUUUCUGACUUCAUAGGGAAGAAAGAUUUGAUGCUUUUGUUUCUUGAGGAAGUUGUUGCCGAGGUUGGAGAAGAGAAUGUGGUUCAGAUAAUGACAUCCUCGACCACAGCCUUCAUGAAGGAGAUCGGAAAGGAACUCAUGGAUAGGAUCCGCCCGAUUCAUUGGACUUUUAGUGUGUGGAGAUGUAUAGAACUCAUGCUAGAGAAGUUUUGCAAAAUAAAUUUCAUCGAAAAAACAUUAGAGAAGGUGAAAACAGUCGCACGGUUUGUGCUUGCACAUCCGGAGACACUGAAGUUUGAUCUGGUCGAGCAUCCGAACAUACAGUCCACAGUAAUAGUACCCUUCUUGAUCAUCGAUAAAAUCGUUUCGGAGAAGGAAACCAUGAUGGAAAUGUGUUUUCCAUCCGACUUAACUUCGAGCGUAGAGGGGAAAGAGGUGUCGGAAUUGUUGGCCAGCGAGUCAUUCUGGACUGAUGUAUCGAUUGUCCGGGCAGGAACCAUUCCUCUGAUCCGCAUCGUUCUUUGGAUGAAUUCUAUGACAAAGGAACAGUUUGGAUACAUUUACGAAAUGAUGGAUCUAGCUAAGGAAGCGAUCCAGGCAGGAUUCAAAAGGAGGGGGAACCAAUACCUGCAAUUUUGGAAGGUUAUCGACGAAGUUUGGGAUGGUUUCCUCCACACCCCGCUUCAUUCUGCCGCCUAUUUUCUGAACCCGCAACUAUACUAUUCGGGAAAUGCAUACAUCGAUACUGAAGUUGACCUCGACAUGCUCAGCUGCGUCGUUCGCUCGACCAAAGAUCACCGCAUUCAGGACAAGAUUACCCUCCAGAUGGAAGAGUACAUAAUUUGCUGGGAUGUGUUCGGUUCAGGAUGGUCUGUCGCUGUUGAAUCCGAUAUCUCUAUAGUGCAAUGGUGGCACGAAUAUGGUGUAAAGUCUCCGGAGCUACAGAGGCUGGCGAUUCGAAUUCUGAACCAGAUGUGCGAUGGGGCGUCGAAAUUCCAUUUGAACCGGAGCUUGGCUGAGAGAGCUGUUUGUGAAGGGAGGAACCGAUCGAUCAAUCAGAAAAGGGCUUUCCUUCACUACAACAUGCACUUGCAGAAUUUCGCAUCGGGUAAGACUGACUACAUUUUGGCUGAUGCAGGGAAUGCGGCCGUAAAUAAUUGGAUCGCCACCGGAUAAACAACAUAAUCGGGAGAGGAUAUCUGGAAAUGGCUGAAAGAUUACAUGAUGGAAACAAGACAUGAUGCUUGAAGAAGACAUCAUGGCUUUAGGUGUGUGGUAAUUUAAGGUUAGUUGAAAUGAAUGACUUGUGUGUUUUUUUUGGUGUUUGAUGAUGGCUAAGAAGUUGGGGAACUUUUGAUGAUUUAAAAGAUUUUGGAGUUUUGAAUAUAGUUUUCUUAAUAAUAAUUAAAAAAAUAAGAAAAAAAGAGUUUUCGAUGAUAUUUUAAGGAAAAAAUAUGUAUAAGCAUGAAAUUUUUUAUGU